Messenger RNA from Pogoniulus pusillus (Red-fronted tinkerbird), 2463 nucleotides. RefSeq names its product TATA-box binding protein (gene TBP). The transcript has 8 exons. Gene Ontology annotation, biological process: DNA-templated transcription initiation. Bases 449 to 1363 code for a protein of 304 amino acids. Lineage: Eukaryota; Metazoa; Chordata; Aves; Piciformes; Lybiidae. The record is from RefSeq and is a predicted model, not a curated record. Gene Ontology annotation, molecular function: RNA polymerase II general transcription initiation factor activity; DNA binding.
AGCCUCCUCUUGUCUGCUCUGGAGGACCUCGAGCCCUGCGUGGGCGGGCGCCGGAUCGGUUGGGCCCCGCGCGGGCGGGUGCGCAGCGUCCACCGGCACUCUGCCCUCCCGUGCUCCCCGGUGGUGGGCCCGCCAUGGGCUCGGUGAGUGCCUGUCCCCCGCGGCCUUUCUCAGCCUGAGCAUGGAAAGUCCCACCGCUGUCAGCGCCCCUGUGUUCUGAGUGCCUGGUCGAGGAAGCAAGCAGGUUGAUGGCAGCUGUGGUGAGGCUUUGAUUAGUAUUUUAGACACCUAGCACACGUUUCUCUGGAGCUGAUGUUUUGCUAACACUUUCAGCUUGGCCUAAAAAGCUGCUUUGCUGCAAUGUUUUAAAGGGUUCAAACCCUCUAGGUUUUGAAGUUAGUUAAUUGAAAGAAAUACUUCUGACCUCACCAAAGAAAUAACUGGAAUCAUGGAUCAGAACAACAGCUUGCCACCGUACGCUCAAGGAUUAGCCUCCCCUCAGGGUGCGAUGACUCCAGGAAUUCCAAUUUUUAGCCCAAUGAUGCCAUACGGCACAGGACUGACACCACAGCCUGUCCAGAGUACCAACAGUCUGUCUAUCCUAGAGGAACAGCAGCGGCAGCAGCAGCAGCAGCAACAACAAGCAGCACAGCAAUCCACAUCACAGCAAGCAACACAGGGAACAUCUGGUCAAACACCCCAGCUCUUUCACUCACAGACUCUUACCACAGCCCCUUUACCAGGAACCACACCUCUCUACCCCUCUCCAAUGACUCCAAUGACUCCAAUAACUCCUGCAACACCAGCAUCUGAGAGCUCUGGAAUAGUACCACAGCUACAGAAUAUUGUAUCCACGGUGAAUCUUGGUUGCAAGCUUGACCUGAAAACCAUUGCGCUUCGUGCUCGAAAUGCUGAAUAUAAUCCCAAGCGUUUUGCUGCUGUUAUUAUGAGAAUAAGAGAACCACGUACUACCGCACUUAUAUUCAGCUCUGGAAAAAUGGUGUGCACAGGAGCAAAAAGUGAGGAACAAUCCCGUCUGGCAGCAAGGAAGUAUGCAAGAGUUGUUCAGAAACUGGGCUUUCCUGCAAAAUUUUUGGAUUUUAAAAUCCAGAACAUGGUGGGCAGCUGUGAUGUGAAAUUUCCCAUUAGAUUAGAAGGAUUGGUACUCACACACCAGCAGUUCAGCAGCUAUGAGCCAGAAUUGUUUCCUGGCUUAAUCUACAGAAUGAUCAAGCCAAGAAUUGUUCUGCUUAUUUUUGUGUCUGGAAAAGUCGUUUUAACUGGUGCUAAAGUACGAGCAGAAAUCUAUGAAGCGUUUGAAAACAUCUAUCCUAUUUUAAAGGGAUUCCGAAAGACAACGUAACAGCUUCCACAUUUCUCAGAGAAAACAGGGGUAUGUUUUACAAGGUAUUGCUUAUGGCACAGCAUGAACAUGAGACUGACUUCCAGUGAAACUGCAACACCAGAACUUGGACUAUUUCCCAGUUAGUGCCUACUUUCCCUGACGCUCAAGGGGAACUGUAUUCUUGAUUAUGUCUACUGAGUUACUGUGAGUUGCUUUACUGGGCUGUUCCUGGAGCAGUCCCUCCAAGUUUUAUUUAUAUUCUAGCUUUUAAAUAGUUUUAAUGCCAGUUCUAUUAAUAGAAAAAAAAAUCCUUAAGUUGGUUUAAAAGGCAAAUGAAACUGUCAUUCAGUGUAUAAACCACUUAAAUUGCCAUGUAUAUAUGUUUUAACUUCCUUCCAUAAGACCAUGGAUUUUAUAAUUUUCAGAACGUAAGCUUUUAAAUUUUUUCCAUUUUAAAUUUCUUUGGUGCCAGACACAUUCCCUCUUUCCAGUAUUAAGCAAGACAGAAUAAAUUUAUUAAUAAAAUGGCUCACUGUAUAUAUAUAUAUAUAUAAUAUAUACCUUCCCUCUCUUGCCUCCUUCAGCUCCACGUGUACAAUAAACCCUGUUUAUACAAUUAUGGGAACUGUCUUAAUGAACUGUAAAAUUAUCCAGCUGCUAGGCUGAAAUGCAGUGAAAAGGUUUCUUCUGACAAUUUACUCUGGGUUUUUCAAUAGCCUGUGCACUACUGGAAAUAAGUGACUUGUUAUUGUGAGAUAAUCUUAACACCAUGGCAUGCUUACUAGCAGUCAUGUCCUUGGCAAGAUCUAUCUCUAGUACAUUAAAACAAUAGGAUUAAGUUAAUGUUCAAGUAUGUAUCGCCUUAUGUUUGACAUAAGGGAUUGAUGAAAGUCUUAAACAGCUACACUUCACUGAAUUGCAACAGAAGAUCUCAGCUUAGCUUCCAGAAUUUAUUUGAAUUACUAUUUUGUAUUUUACCAGCUCUGACAGUCUCACUAUAUUAGUGUUCCUGUAAACCAUCAAAGUUCUCCCGACUCAAGUCAGCGUGUACAUAGUCUUCCCUAUGCUUGAAGCUUAAUGGGCUGAGAACUGAAAAUAAAUUUUUUUCCUCCAGUCAA